AUGAACCGUUAUUCCGCUCUGGUGGUGCUUUGUUUGGCCGCACUGGCCAGUGCUGAUGAAUCCCUAGGUGCGUCUCCAUGGAAUGGACGCAUCAUCGGUGGUCUCAAUGCGGUAAUGGGUCAAUUUCCGUACCAAGUGUCGCUGCGCACUUUGGCAGAUUUUCACUUUUGCGGAGGCGCCAUAAUUGGUGAUCGCUGGAUCCUCACGGCUGCACACUGUGGCCUCGGGCGUAAGCCCGCCGAGAUGGUGGCCGUAGUUGGAGCGCUUUCGAAGUCUAUCGGAGGCCACAGCUACGACGUCCGGGAGAUCAUUGUGCAUCCGAACUUUAACGAAUGGACACAGGAGAACGAUGUCGCCAUAGUGCGCACCCGUACGGCGAUGUCGUUCAACUCGGUGGUAUUCCCGGUGAGGAUGGCACGCACCUUCACUCCGGAGGGACGCGCGGUUCUCGCUUCUGGUUGGGGUCUGUCCUCACUUACAGCCGUGUCGAACCAGAAGGACGUGAUGCAGUACGUCGCUUUGCGUACGAUCAGCAACGAAGAGUGCAAGGUGCGGUUCGAGCGCCUGCAGAACCGAGUCGUGGUCGAUUCCAGUCUGUGUACUUAUAGCCGGCAGACACAGGGCACCUGCAUGGGAGACUCCGGAGGUCCGCUGGUGAACGAUGGUGAGCUCGUUGGUUUGGUUUCGUGGGGCAUUCCUUGUGCGGCCGGCUAUCCGGACGUCUAUGUGCGCGUUGCAUCGUUCCGUGCUUGGAUUUCCGCAAUGACUGGAGUGUACUGA
Molecule: messenger RNA, 780 nt
Organism: Anopheles coustani
Lineage: Eukaryota; Metazoa; Arthropoda; Insecta; Diptera; Culicidae
Product: chymotrypsin-2-like
Exons: 2
Coding region: 1-780 (259 amino acids)
Biological process (GO): proteolysis
Molecular function (GO): serine-type endopeptidase activity
Source: RefSeq, a predicted model, not a curated record